Molecule: messenger RNA, 1143 nt
Organism: Danio rerio (zebrafish)
Lineage: Eukaryota; Metazoa; Chordata; Actinopteri; Cypriniformes; Danionidae
Gene: isg15
Product: ISG15 ubiquitin like modifier
Source: RefSeq, marked validated
AUGCCUUAAAUAUUCGUGCCUCUAAUCAUCACAGUUGUUGGCACAUCACUUGAUUUCGGUGCGACUUGCAGGACUUAUUCAAGAAAGAAGAAAACUUUUGAAAAAAUCAGCGAAAGCCUCAUUCAGCAACUUAUUUUACCAUCAUAACUCGGUGACGAUGCAGCUGACUGUAAAACUGCUUGGCGGUGAUGUGAAGCGCCUGGAAGUGAGCGGUGAUGCUACCGUUGGAAUACUCAAACAGGUUAUCUCUCAGUACUUCAACGUGCCCACUUUUAAGCAGAAGCUGUCGGCCGAAAACGGUCAGCGGAUCAGCCUGGAGGAUGAAUCCCGGACCCUCAGCAGCUACGGGCUGAACUCCGACUCGGUGGUGAUGCUCCUCAUCACAACUAAUCCCGGAACUUUCCAGGUGUUCGUCAAGAACGAGAAGGGCCAGGUCAAAACUUAUGAUGUGGACGCCAACGAGACCGUCGAUCAGCUCCAGACCAAGAUCUACCAGAAAGAGAGAGUGCCGAAGGACCAGCAGAGACUGAUUUUCAAAGGCAGACAGCUCGAGUCUGGCAUGAAGUUGCAGGACUAUGACAUCACCUCAUUGAGCACCAUUCACAUGACUCUCCGUCUACGAGGAGGAUAAUGAUGCAGUAGGAAUGCAGAUAGCUGUUAAAAUCUUACUACUCAGAGUUUUGAGUAGUUCUGUCUGUCCUGCUUUGUUUUUGUUAACUUACGUUGACUUUUAAUUGCAGGCUAUUUAUAUUCAUAUAUGAUAAAGCAGGGCAAAAGAUCGUGUCUCGUAAUAAAAGAUAGGCUUACCGUUUCAUGAUGAGAAAUGAUGAGCUAUUCUUUAAAUUCGAUUGCUGUAUUGUGCAUUGUUCUAAAAAAUAGCCUAAUAAUUGAAACAUUUCCAAAUUAGUUGUUGUUAAAGUGCUAAAAGUCUAUUCAAAUGUUUAUUCAAGUGUUUUCAAUGCCGUGAUGUUCACACGGUAUUAUGCUCUGAGCAUGAUCGUUCAUGUUUACUGCAUUUCAGUGUAUAUAUCUUUACAUUCCUGUAUCUUUAAUAUAAUCUAUCACAUUUUGCAUUAUUAAAAACAAUAAUGUUUUUGCUGUAUUUUGUGUUAAAAAAUAAAUAAAUAAUUGGAACAUUUCCAA